This is a messenger RNA of Sus scrofa (pig), 4116 nucleotides long. RefSeq names its product septin 4 (gene SEPTIN4). The record is from RefSeq and is a predicted model, not a curated record. Gene Ontology annotation, molecular function: GTP binding. NCBI's taxonomy places the organism in Eukaryota, Metazoa, Chordata, Mammalia, Artiodactyla, Suidae.
GCCGGGACGCGCGCAGGUUGGGCUGGGGAGGACGCGUCAGGCAGGAGAGGAGGUGAGGGUCCCCGCCCUUGCCAGGGCCAGCUGUUACGUGAAUGACCCUUCCUCACCCACCUACCCUGGGCUUAGGGACCAGCGCCAACUUCCUUUAGAAAACAUACACAGAAGGCCCACAAACAACUGCUUGUCUCCCCAAGAAGAAUGAUGAGAUGCUUGGGCCCACCUUUCCAUAGCCUGGCCAGGGGCCACUCCUAGGCCCUUCCCACAGCACCCUCUGCCCAGGGACCUCUGACAGAGGGAAGCCCAACCACCAAACUACCCGAUGGGAUCAACUAUCUCCCUCUGCCUCUGAGACAAGAACCAUGGGGAAUCUUCCUGCUGCAUCCUACACCCCCCUCCCCCAAAACCAGGUUCCCUCUGCAGUGACGGAGGGUGGAGGGAACUCAUUCCUGCCACCUGCCUGUGAUGGGAGGAGAAACAAUAACCCCAGCCAACCUCCCUGGAGACCCCCAGGUAGGAAGUUUCAAUGUUUGGCUGUGAGGGUGCCAGCUCUUUUCCUGCCAUCAUUGCCAGAGCCUGCCACAAACACAUUAUGCUGGGUGUCAGGGCCUCUGGGUCCUAUGCCAGUUUCUCCUCCCAGUCUGGAAGCCCCCCUGGCCUUUGCCCUCUGUACUGGGAGACAUAGGCUUCUUACAGCAGGAGCAGACCCAUGACUAGCUGUGGGGCAGGAUCUUGGCUGUGGGCAGCCCCCAGAAGGGAACUCCAUGGGCCCUGUUGAAUCAGAAGCUUCCAGUUUUGCAUAGACCAACCUUCUGGGCUCUUCUCUCUCAAGCUGUGUCCAGGCUGAGGCCCAAGUCUUGGCCAGGAAGUCUUGGUGACACUGUGACCAUUCCCAAAGGGGGGUUCCUGGGAGAGGCCAAGUGGUGCCUGCCUUUAUCCCUGUCCCCAUCCUUCUCCCCACUGAGGAUGGACGGACUAAUUGUCCCAGGGAUGGAAGCCUGGGGGAGCCCUGAUUAUUCCUAGUGCCAAGUGUCCUUGGUAAGGGGCCAAGAGGGGCUUUUUCUGCCACACACUAAGUUCGGUUCAGCUGAGGUCUUGGUGCUCUCGGCUUGGCUGAGGCCACCCUGUUCCUUUGUAAUAAAAGACACCCUCUCACCACCAGAGUCCUCAGUCUCGGGCCCCUGUCCUGAAGCCAGCUCAGUACUUAGGCUGAAGGCAGCCCAGUCCUUAGGCUAACUGGCUCCUGCAGACUCCUCUAUAUGAAAGGGGAUCAGGGACCCAGCCACUUCAGAGAUCAGUGGGGAGAUCUCCCCAGUCCAGGAGCCCCAGGGGAUUCUAAUUGGCAUGCAAAAGGAAGACGGGCCCCUGUUAAUAACCAUCCUGUGACUUGAAAUGUACCUUCUUUCCCCAGGUUCAAAGCAGCUUAGAUUUUUGUCAUCUGGGAGCACUUUUUUCCCCAGUCUUCCUGGGAGGCAAGGAAGGGCCAUUCACAAUUGAAUAUUAAGGCCCUGGAAUUAAGAUACUGUCCAAAAUCACCAAGGGUGUUUCUAGCCAAACCAGAAACACUGGCCUCCUGACUCCUAGUCAAGUGCUGUAUCUGCACACUGCCAGUCAAGUCCCUCCAUUUGACUCUUGCCUAAUUGGCAACUUUGAAGUCUCUGGGAUGCCAGCCUCUCAUUGACCUGAACUUAUAUCCUUAGAGACCAAGUGUUAGCAGCUCCCCUGUUGACCCUCUGGAAGUGAUGGGGUGAUGGAAGUGAUACAGGUUCCCAUGAGUCAGAGGUCAAGUGUCUGAGGAUGGGAGGAGUCAUUGUAGCAAAGGCCUCUCUAUGGCUGGGGCUCUCUGCAGGGAAAUCUAGGGGCAAAUUUCGGAAGGCAGUGGGGUUCUGUGCUGGGAGAACACAAAGUGACACUGGGGAGAAAAGUGGGGCUAUUGCUGUGAGAACAUAUACCCAGGGGAUGAUAGGACACCCCACCUUGCUUUAGCACUGCUUGAAUUAAGGUGAAAGGGAGAGAUGGGGAUCCUUUGGGAAUGGUGUCUCCCCGGUGGCUGGCCCAUGUAAUGAUGGACCAGUCACCUUGGGGACAAGGUCUCAACCCUCUGACAAGGCCUUGGUGUCCUUGGGGGUUAACAGGAGAGGCCAAGCGGGUUGAGAGCCUGUGCUGCAGAUAGACUUGGGAGGCUGGUGCUUUGCCCACCGGGGUAGCCGCGGGCAGGCGUCAUGGGGCAGCCAAUCAGAGGAGGAGGGGACUGCGGAGAAAACCAGUGCUCCCGCUGCAGCUGAGCUGUCCUUGCAGGGUGGGAGCCAAGGGAAGGGGGGAGGAAGGGGUGGGGAAGGACAUUCCACAGGCUUUUUUGGCCCCUGACAGAGACAGGAGGGGGGUCAACACGAAAGGGAACGGAGCAAGUCAGGACGCCGGAUUACAAGAGCAUCCAGACCAGGCUGUUUCUGUGUGUAAGGAACUUUGCCUAAGAGAUAAAAUUAGACUAAAGCUUGCUGACAGGGAGUCUGAAGCGUGGGACAUGGACCGUUCACUGGGAUGGCAAGGCAGUUCUGUCCCCGAGGACAGGACUGAAGCUGGGAUCAAGCGCUUUCUGGAGGACUCGGAUAACCCAGAACUGAACAAGUUCGUGAAGGAUUUCCCAGGAAGCGAGAGCUACCACCAACCAGAGGCCAAGACCUGGGUGUCCAGGCCCCAAAUCCUGGAGCCAAGGCCCCAGGCCUCGGACCUCUGCCAGGAUGACCUGGAGUUCAGACCCCCUUCAUGGCCCCAGCCCUCUGACAGCCAGCAGUUCUUCUCUGCCUCAGCCCCCCUCAGCCCCUCAGCCCGGCCCCGCAGCCCGUGGGGAAAGCUCGAUCCCUAUGACUCCUCUGAGGAUGACAAGGAGUAUGUGGGCUUUGCGACCCUCCCCAAUCAAGUCCACCGAAAGUCCGUGAAGAAAGGCUUUGACUUUACCCUCAUGGUGGCAGGAGAGUCUGGCCUGGGGAAAUCCACUCUCAUCAACAGCCUCUUCCUCACUGAUCUAUACCGGGACCGGAAACUCCUGAGUGCUGAAGAACGGAUCAUGCAAACGGUGGAGAUCACUAAGCAUGCAGUGGACAUAGAGGAGAAGGGCGUGAAGCUGCGGCUCACCAUUGUGGACACACCAGGUUUUGGGGAUGCCGUUAACAACACAGAGUGCUGGAAGCCUGUGGCAGAAUACAUCGACCAGCAGUUUGAGCAGUAUUUCCGAGAUGAAAGUGGCCUGAACCGCAAGAACAUCCAAGACAACAGGGUGCACUGCUGCCUGUACUUCAUCUCGCCCUUCGGCCACGGGCUCCGGCCACUGGAUGUUGAAUUUAUGAAGGCCCUGCAUCAGCGGGUCAACAUCGUGCCUAUCUUGGCAAAGGCGGACACACUGACACCUCCUGAAGUGGAGCGCAAGAAACGCAAAAUCCGGGAGGAGAUUGAGCACUUUGGAAUCAAGGUCUACCAGUUCCCAGACUGUGACUCUGAUGAGGAUGAGGACUUCAAAUUACAGGACCAAGCCCUAAAGGAAAGCAUCCCAUUUGCCGUCAUUGGCAGCAACACCGUGGUAGAGGCCAGAGGGCGGCGAGUUCGAGGCCGGCUCUACCCCUGGGGCAUCGUGGAAGUGGAAAAUCCAGGGCACUGCGACUUUGUGAAGCUGAGGACAAUGCUGGUGCGUACUCACAUGCAGGACCUGAAGGAUGUGACACGGGAGACACAUUAUGAGAACUACCGGGCACAGUGCAUCCAGAGCAUGACCCGCCUGGUGGUGAAAGAACGGAAUCGCAACAAACUGACCCGAGAGAGUGGUACCGACUUCCCCAUCCCUGCUGUUCCACCAGGGACAGAUCCAGAAACGGAGAGGCUGAUCCGAGAGAAAGAUGAGGAGCUGCGGCGGAUGCAGGAGAUGCUGCACAAAAUCCAAAGACAGAUGAAGGAGACCCAUUAGCUGGCUUUCAGCCUUGAAUAUUUAAAUCACCGCCUCUUCCUCCUGCUAUGCCGGCCCCUCCCAGCACCAGCUCUACUCAGGCCUCUGCAGCUACUGCCACUUGACCUUACAUCCCUGCUGCCUCCCCAGAGACUCAGAAGAAAUAAAGUUUAACAAAUCUA